Solanum tuberosum (potato) is the source of this 546-nucleotide messenger RNA. RefSeq names its product acetyl-CoA-benzylalcohol acetyltransferase-like. NCBI's taxonomy places the organism in Eukaryota, Viridiplantae, Streptophyta, Magnoliopsida, Solanales, Solanaceae. Bases 1 to 546 code for a protein of 181 amino acids. The transcript has a single exon. The record is from RefSeq and is a predicted model, not a curated record.
AUGGAUGAACGACUUGAGCAAUCCCUUUCAAAGAUAUUAACCCAUGUUUAUCCCGCAGGAGGAAGGUACGAUGACAAAGAUGAAUAUUGUUCGAUUCUUUGUCUUGAUCAAGGCGUUUCCUAUACCAAAGCCAAGACCAGUGGUACGCUGGAUAAUUUCUUAGAUAAAGCACACAAUGACUUUGGUCAUGCGGCUUUAUUUAGCCCACAUGUAAACAAGAAUAUCGAGGAAACUAAUUUCAUGGUUUCACCAAUUGUCACUAUACAAGUAACUACGUUUGAAUGUGGUGGACUCGCAAUAUCAAUUAGUACUUCACAUCCUGCAAUGGAUGGUUUCUCAGAUUUUCAAUUUAUUUCUGAGUGGGCAAAAGUGUGUAGAAUGGGGACUUCCAUUGACAAGAUUAAUUUUCUAAGCUUCAAUAUGGAUGAUAUUUUUCCAACAAGAGAUAUAUCAGGACUUUUCAAGUCAACCCCCAUUCCAGUUAUACAACAAAAUAUUGUUGUUAAGAGAAUUGUCAUCCAUGAGCCUGUUAUGUCAAGGCUCUGA